Molecule: messenger RNA, 330 nt
Organism: Periconia digitata
Lineage: Eukaryota; Fungi; Ascomycota; Dothideomycetes; Pleosporales; Periconiaceae
Source: the annotation of a GenBank genome assembly
UACAUUUGUCAACACCAAAUAGUUUUUCCACCUCCCAACCGAAUUCGAUAUGAUGUACAGCUUUCAUACCGCAUGAAGCCGACCCCCCUGGGUGUCGAUGCCACACAUGUACACGCACUCACCACCACACCGGCUGUCCUAAAAGUCUUGGAGCAACAUUGUUGUAUUGGGAACCAAAACAAUUCAGGCUAUCAACUGGGGAGAGGCAGGGUUAAAAAAACAACCCUGGCUCAAAGAAGUUUGACGUUGGGCAGUUGUGGGUCAAGAUUUGCCGUCGUACAUUCUGGUGUUGGUCAUUCCUCGCCACUACACAGCACACGCAAUGACUAG